Messenger RNA from Aspergillus calidoustus, 366 nucleotides. The record is from the annotation of a GenBank genome assembly. Lineage: Eukaryota; Fungi; Ascomycota; Eurotiomycetes; Eurotiales; Aspergillaceae.
AUGAAUAACAAGCUAGAAUUCAACGGGAUGACACUUGAUGCCAUCCGCGCCCACCAUCAAGCCUUGGUUGAGCAGCCUGCUAGAGAGCAACCCCUUACCAACGAGUGGUUCUGUGUGCUUGUCGACGAGGAGGUUGUGCAGACACUGGCUGGGGCAGACCCGGCAGCCCUUAUUGCCACUCAAAACAGCUUGCAUGAUGCCAACAAGUAUUGGGUAAAGGUUGUCGAGUCGGACCCGGACGAGAGUGACAAGGGUUGGAUGAAAUGCUCAGUUUAUGCCCUCUGGGAUUUGUGGGUUGAUAUGGAUGGACUCACGCCGAUGGCUGGAUAUGAGGACCUCCAUGGCUGGGGGGUCUAUGGCGGCUGA